This is a messenger RNA of Zea mays, 1710 nucleotides long. RefSeq names its product RING-H2 finger protein ATL2C. Bases 249 to 1568 code for a protein of 439 amino acids. The transcript has a single exon. Lineage: Eukaryota; Viridiplantae; Streptophyta; Magnoliopsida; Poales; Poaceae. The record is from RefSeq and is marked validated.
CCGAAAAAAGGUCCAAGAAUUCGAGGACACCUCCUCCUCUUCCUCCUCCACGAUGGCCAUGCCAAGAUCCUUCCCCAAAUCGUAGCCUUUGUUUGUUCCCCCAAAAGGAAGGAUUUCAUUCCUUCCCGUUCCAUCGUUCCGAUUUGCCGUCAAGCAAAUGCGAAGCGUCUCCCCUGUGAUCUUCUUUCACCUUGGCGAGCUGUGCGACUGACUGGUUGAUCCAGGCUGUAUAUACAUAGGGUUAAUUAAUGAGCGGCGCCAAUUCUUCGUUGCCGAUGCCUCCGCCGCCGCCGCCACCGGCGCCCGCUGCGUCGGCGCUCGACAACGUGGAGGCCAAGAUAAGCCCCAGCAUCGUCUUCGUCGUGGCCAUCCUGGCGAUCGUCUUCUUCGUCUGCGGCCUGCUGCACCUGCUGGUGCGCCACCUGCUGCGGCUGCGGCGCCGGCGCCGCCGCGCGCGGGAGGACGCGGACAGCGUCACGGCGUUCCAGGGCCAGCUGCAGCAGCUCUUCCACCUGCACGACGCCGGCGUGGACCAGGCCUUCAUCGACGCGCUCCCGGUCUUCCUCUACCGCAACGUCGUCGGGGCCGCGCCGGGCGGCAAGGACCCGUUCGACUGCGCCGUGUGCCUGUGCGAGUUCGCGCCCGACGACCAGCUCCGCCUGCUGCCCAAGUGCAGCCACGCGUUCCACCUCGAGUGCAUCGACACGUGGCUGCUGUCCCACUCCACCUGCCCGCUCUGCCGCCGGAGCCUCCUCGCCGACCUCUCGCCCACGUGCAGCCCCGUCGUGAUGGUGCUCGAGUCCGAGAGCGCCCGCGACAUGGCCGCGUCCGCUGCUCGGGCCACCGACGCCGAGCCCAGCGCCGGGCCCGGGGCCACGCUGCCGCGGGACCAAGGAGCGGACGAGGUGGUCGAGGUGAAGCUGGGGAAGUUCAUGUGCGUCGAAGGCAGCACCGCCAACGCCAACGCCAAGGCGGCGGACGGAGCAGGCACCAGCGGCGACGGCGACGUCGACGUCGACGCCAGUGCCAAGGAAGGUCUCGGUCUCGGGCAGAGACGGUGCCACUCCAUGGGGUCCUACGAGUACGUCAUGGACGACCACGCCUCGCUCCGCGUGGCGAUCAAGCCGCCCAAGAAGAAGCCCGCGGCCUCCAAGUCGCGCCGCCGCGGCGCCAUGUCGGAGUGCGAGUUCGGCGCGUCCAAGCGCGGGGAGACCUCGCUCCGCCUGCCAUUCCCAGCAACGGCGCACAAGCAGCAGCAGCAGGCCGACGCGACCAUGGCGAAGCUCGCCAAGGACAGCUUCUCCGUGUCGAAGACCUGGAUGGUGCCGCCGACCAAGAAGGAUCCCGCCGGCGAGAGGCGCGCCGUGUCGUUCCGGUGGCCGGUGAGCGGCAGGGACGAGGGAGAAGGCAAGGACAGGAGGAGCGGGAGCGAGGCUGAGUGGGACGUGGAGGCCGGGAGCUGCGGCAGCGUGUCGUCGCUGGCGGAGGAGAGGCCGUCCUUCGCGCGGAGGACCCUGCUCUGGGUCGUCGGAGGCCGGCAGCAGAGCCGAGUCGGGAGCUGUUCGUGAUCAGCAGCGCACGGUUGCUCGAAGAUUAAAAAAAAGAAAGCAGAGAAAUUCUUUUGUGCUCUUUCGGCAGAUUGGUAGUAGCGAGUAGCGGUUGCAAUAGCUAGAGAUUUGCAGAACCCGAAAGCUCUGAAAAAUUCUUUCU